CAUUAUCUAGUUUUGAGAUUUGGCCGCAUUUAUGCAGGCUGUCGGUAAUGAAGUGUGCUCAAGGUGCUUUUGUGUUGUUAAAUUCGCUUGAGUGUGCUUACUGGGAUGGCGCAAUUUUCGAAAGACGCGGUAUGGUAUCGUUCGCCCGCGAUACACUUCAGUCGCGUUUGUGGCUGCAUGCGAUUUGACGUAUUCUGCGCCCAGUGAUGUCACUUGUCAGAUUAUUUUAUGAAAUGUCAAACGUUUUUAAUGGAAUUCGCGUGUGAAUGGUAAACAAAUUGACAGUGAAAUUUAUAUUGAUGCAGUGAUUUUCUUAACGAGUGACAUGGACUGUUAUUAUUCGAAAUUUUAUCCCAGUCGUAAGUGACAAAUGGAAAAUUUACAACGGUGAUUCGUUCGUUCAUGAUGCACCCCGCGGGAUACUACGCUAACCUUGCGAGCGGCGCGCUCGCAGCCGGCACCAUUGCGUCCCCGUGGAGCACGGCGGCCGGCGCGCCCGACACCAACGGCUCGGGCGGCGCCGACGCCAAGCACCUCGACGUUGGUGAUGCCAGUGACGACGAAAAGGACUUGUCGGCGGCAGAUGCAGAAGGUGUAUGGAGUCCGGAUAUCGAACAAAGCUUCCAAGAGGCAUUGGCAAUAUAUCCACCAUGUGGACGCCGCAAAAUCAUUCUAUCGGACGAGGGAAAGAUGUACGGAAGAAACGAGUUAAUAGCAAGAUACAUAAAGCUCAGGACAGGAAAAACUCGCACGAGGAAACAAGUUUCGUCUCACAUACAGGUGCUAGCGAGGCGGAAACUGCGGGAAAUUCAGGCGAAACUGAAAGUGGACGGUGGUGUGAUGAAGGAAAAGGCCAUGCAGUCAAUGAGCACUCUAUCUAGUGCUCAGAUCGUGGCAGGGUUGCCGCAUCCCGCGUAUCACCACACGCAAUUCUGGCAACCCGGUUUACAAGCUGGGACCUCUCAUGACGUGAAACCUUUCCCCGCGGCUGGUUACAAAGGCGUCCCAGGCGUGACCGGCGUUGGGGUACCAGGCGGUACGGACGUGGCGCCACCACCACCCUGGGAAGAUAGAGCUAUCGCAACGCACAAGCUAAGGCUCGUGGAGUUCUCUGCCUUCGUUGACCACCAGACCAGGGAUCCAGACGCAUUUACAACACCUGCACAACAUCUAUUUGUACAUAUAGGUGGCACAGUUACAUACGCGGAUCCUUUAUUAGAGUCUGUAGAUGUGCAACAGAUAAACGAUAAAUUUCCAGAGAAGAAAGGCGGCUUAAAAGAAUUGUACGAUAAGGGACCCAGAAAUGCCUUCUUCCUCGUCAAGUUUUGGGCGGACCUAAAUACAAAUAAUUUAGACGACCCAAAUGCCUUCUACGGAGUCACUAGUGUGUACGAAAGCAACGAAAACAUGACCAUAACGUGUAGUACUAAAGUGUGUUCGUUCGGUAAACAAGUAGUGGAGAAGGUAGAAACGGAGUACGCGCGGUACGAGGGCGGCCGGUUCGUGUACCGCAUACAACGGUCACCCAUGUGCGAGUACAUGGUCAACUUCAUACAUAAACUCAAACAUCUACCUGAGAAGUACAUGAUGAACAGUGUCCUAGAAAACUUCACCAUACUACAGGUGGUAUCAAACAGAGAUACUCAAGAGACGUUACUCUGCGCCGCGUUCGUAUUCGAGGUGUCAAACAGUGAACACGGCGCGCAGCAUCACAUCUAUAGGCUCGUGAAAGACUGAACUACUCGCACGCUCCGCUCGCUCGCCGUCGCCGCUCCCCCCACCUGCAUCUACGCGAAGUAAGCGGAGUGAGCGAAGCAAGCGAACCGAGCGAUGUAAGCGGAUCGAGCGAUUACCACACGAGCGCUUCACGCGAUCGUGCCAUUCGAUUUCUAAGUACCUGCGCACACUAAACGCAAUUGUCACAAGCGGCAGUGUCGUCGUUUGCAAUGUGGGCAGGCUUAGACCUCGCAAUUUCUACUCGAGUAGGUCUUCCGAUUCGAUACAAGUGCUACUCUUAUUUCCAUCCGGCACGUUACUUUAUCAAAAGUCGUAGGUUCAUUAUUUAAAUAGUGAACAUUAUAAAUAGCAAAAUGUGAUCUGAAAAUUACGCUACAAGUAUUUUUGUAACUAAAUGUUUAUUGUAUAGCUCAAUUUUGAAUAUCUCUAAUGUAAAUCAGAUGGUCGGGUCUUCAAUUGUUAUUGUAGUCUCACACCAACGCGUAGACAUUUCCGAACGUAUUUUCUAAAACUAUCGUUUUCGUAUUAAAAUUUCCUUUCACCACGUUCAUUGAGAGUAACAAUAAUAUUUUACAUAAAUAUUAUAAUGCUGAAUAUAGUUCGGUAUAAACGUGUAAAAUAAUGUCAAAUAAGAGUAUAGAAUUGAAUACACACAGUGCCUCUAAUUAUGUUACAUUAACAUAAAUUACUUGAGCAUAUUUAAUCUUUUCACUGGCUUAAUUAUCAAUAUAGAUAUAAUGAAAUACUAAGAGAGGUGUAACAGUGAAAAGAUUAAAACUUAGUGUAGGAUACCGAAUCAGCGUAGGUAUAAUAAGUAUAGAUUUGUUAAGUAUUGUCUCUAGUAAACUUUAUCGGACGUUUUGUUAAAUGCUCGUGGUACAAUUUUAUAAAUAUCGCUUUAUUCACCUAAGAAUGCUCAAUAGAAUAUCUAUAUUUUCUUUUUCAGGGGAGAAUAUCCCUGUGUUUAUUAUACUUUGAUAUCAACUUAUAAACCUUGCCUUUUUCUAUACAUUUUGUAUAUAAGAAUUUUCCUUAUUUUAAUAUACGUUUGCCAGAAAACGGUCUUUGCCACAAACAGUAUCUCAAGUGUGUACCAAUGUGUACUUGUAUAUAAUAAUGUAUCUAUUUGUACCUACUUAAAUAGUGUACAUUGUGUUCAGAUGAUCUGCAAGAUUUAAGGUGUGUAAUAAAGUUGUAUCAUAUGAGAGAAAUAGGAAAAUCGGUCACAAGGAUAUGUUAAUUAACCAUAUCCGUUUUACGUAUAAGGCGUUCUAACUUUGUUCAUUUCCAUAUCUUUCUUUGGCAGCUAUGUAUCCUUGACCUAGAUUUCAAUACUCCCUGUCCCUAUUAUUUCUCGUUUGUUCGUCGCCUUUCGACACGCACCUAUGCUUGAAUGAGAGUGUCUACUACGAAAUGACAAUUCCGAAUUCUACGAAUUUAUUUUAUGUCAAUCAGCACACACAUUUCAAUUGUUCCGAUCUAACUGCUUUAAAUUUAAUAAUAAAUUUAUUAUUUAAAUUUUAUAAUAAUAGUCGAAAUGAAUAAUUGGUGUUUGGCAAAAAAAAUACAAAGUUUAAUCGUGUCGUUCGGAUUUGAAAUUUCGGAAUAGACCACAAACUACUUGUAACAAUUAUGAUUCGUAUACAGGGUUAGUCUUAGUAGUACAACUAGCCAAAGACCUAGUAAUCAAGAAACAAAAGUUGUUUGACCAA
Molecule: messenger RNA, 3449 nt
Organism: Achroia grisella
Lineage: Eukaryota; Metazoa; Arthropoda; Insecta; Lepidoptera; Pyralidae
Gene: scalloped
Product: protein scalloped
Exons: 12
Coding region: 403-1737 (444 amino acids)
Biological process (GO): embryonic organ development; regulation of transcription by RNA polymerase II; hippo signaling
Cellular component (GO): transcription regulator complex
Molecular function (GO): DNA-binding transcription factor activity, RNA polymerase II-specific; RNA polymerase II cis-regulatory region sequence-specific DNA binding
Source: RefSeq, a predicted model, not a curated record